Messenger RNA from Penicillium psychrosexuale, 576 nucleotides. RefSeq names its product gamma-glutamylcyclotransferase family protein. The coding region runs from base 1 to 576 and encodes 191 amino acids. The transcript has a single exon. The record is from RefSeq and is a predicted model, not a curated record. Lineage: Eukaryota; Fungi; Ascomycota; Eurotiomycetes; Eurotiales; Aspergillaceae.
AUGGCCGACUCAACGGGAUCAAGGAACAGUUUACCACCUCCACCUCCACCACCUCCCCCUCCCCCAGAGAACCCUUGCUCAAAAAUAUCCCCCACAGUCCUAAAGAUGCGAAGCACAUCUCCCAGCCACUUCUUUCAGCCCCAAGUCCGCCGAUCUCAAAACCAAGGGCCUGCUCCAACAGGCCCAUACUUCUUCUACGGCUCACUCCAAGACCAAAACCUACUCAUAGAGCUGUUAGACCUAAGCCACGCCCCCCACCUACGACCCGCAUACAUCGAGGGCUACAAGUGUAAGCUUUGGGGACACUACCCAGCCUUGCUCUCUGGUGAUCCCGUGGAUACUGUCACGGGGGCAGUGUACGAGGUCCUUACAUUUGAUGACGCGGAGAAACUAGCGGCUUACGAGGGGCCUAGCUAUACGACUGUUGCUUGCUCAAUCCGGUAUGCGGAUGGCGAAUCUCCAACACAGGCAGAGGGGUAUGCGUUUCUCUUUGUGGGGAAUACGCGUGAUUUAAGUGAGGGGUCUUUUGAUUUCAAGCUUUGGUUAGAGAGGAGGGCAUUGGGAAGGAAGAGCUGA